Molecule: messenger RNA, 1578 nt
Organism: Myripristis murdjan (pinecone soldierfish)
Lineage: Eukaryota; Metazoa; Chordata; Actinopteri; Holocentriformes; Holocentridae
Product: solute carrier family 22 member 7-like
Exons: 9
Coding region: 1-1578 (525 amino acids)
Biological process (GO): transmembrane transport
Molecular function (GO): transmembrane transporter activity
Source: RefSeq, a predicted model, not a curated record
AUGCAAUUUGAUACCAUACUUUCAGACAUUAAUGGAUUUGGUAAAUUCCAAAUCUUGUUAGUCUUGAUUCAGAGUAUUAGUCGAAUUACUAUACCAUUUCACUUUUUGCUGAAUAAUUUCAUCGCCGCUACUCCCUCUCACCAUUGCAACAUCAGUACUCUGGAUGAUGGAGGUGUCUUUAGGAAUUUAACCCUGGAGCAGAGACUUGCUGUUGGUAUACCAGUCCAGGAGGAUAGGACUCCAAGCUCCUGUCAGAUGUUUGCAAAGCCCCAAUAUCAAUUUCUGUCAGUCUCCAACAGUAGUGAGGAUCCACCCACUGUUAGCUGUCAGAGUGGAUGGGUGUAUGACAACAGUACCUUUAAAUCUACUUUGGCAACAGAGUGGGAUCUUGUGUGCGGCAGCAAAGGGAUGAACAAAGUAACAGCCACUACUUUCUUCAUUGGUGUUAUGAUUGGAGCUAUUCUAUUUGGAUUUCUCAGUGAUAGGUUUGGCCGACGGAGACCACUACUGAUGUCCUACCUGGCAACCUCGUUGUUUGGAGUCCUGAGUGCAUUCUCCACAUCAUAUGUCAUGUUUGUCACCAUGCGAUUUUUCACCGGAGUGGCAAUUGCAGGAUUGACCAUCAUGUCCUAUGUUCUAAAUAUUGAAUGGUUUGAUGUUGAGCACAGGACCUUUUCUGGUGUACUCAUAAGCCUGGACUGGACUCUUGGUAACUGCAUUCUCGCUGGAAUUGCAUACUUUGUAAAUGAGUGGAGGAUGCUCAUUCUGGCAGUGACCUCACCCCUGGUACUGUCCAUCAUCGCUUGGAGAUGGCUCCCUGAGUCUGCAAGGUGGCUUCUGGCUAACGGCAAGGAGGACAAGGCACAUUUUUACAUCUCGCAAUGUGCUAAGAUGAACAACACAUCCAAAUGUCUGGAAAACAUCACACCAAGGACAUUGUUGGAGUCAUUGGAUGUUGAAACAGGAGAUAAGAAAUACAGUUUCUUGGAUCUUGUAAGGACCCCAAAUAUCAGGAAACUUGCCAUAUGCACCGGGAUAGUUUGGUAUGGAGUCGCCUUCACAUAUUAUGGAAUAAGUAUGAAUAUCAGUGGCUUUGGGCUAAACCUAUACGUUACACAUUUAAUUUUUGGGCUCAUCGAGCUGCCAGUAAAGAUUGGAGCAUAUUACUUUCUGGAGAAAUUUGGAAGGAAGCCCGGCCAGGCAGGGACAAUGCUGUUAACCGGGCUCUGCCUCUUCAUCAAUUUGUUUGUUCCCAAAGACUUGUGGGUCAUUCGCACUGUCAUGGCAGUCCUUGGAAAGGGCCUAUCAGAAGCAUCUUUUACCAUUGUCUACCUCUUCACAGCUGAACUCUAUCCUACGGUCGUACGACAAAACGGCUUGGGCUACAGCUCGUUUGUGGCACGUCUGGGCGUAUCCGUUGCUCCACUCGUCAUACUGUUGGAGGACGUGUGGCAUCUCCUUCCUAACCUGAUAUAUUGUACAAUGACAGUUGUGGCUGGCUUAGUGUCUUUACUCCUGCCUGAAACAUUAAACACCCGUCUGCCAGAGUUCAUCGAGGAUUUAGAGCAACCAAGGUAA